This is a messenger RNA of Zingiber officinale, 8551 nucleotides long. RefSeq lists its product as uncharacterized. The record is from RefSeq and is a predicted model, not a curated record. Lineage: Eukaryota; Viridiplantae; Streptophyta; Magnoliopsida; Zingiberales; Zingiberaceae. Bases 390 to 1223 code for a protein of 277 amino acids. The transcript has 10 exons.
AGUGUACAUUCGACUUCUCAUCAUCGCUGCUCGCCUCUCUCAGCUAAAUGAAGUAGCGGAGGGAGCCCUCCGGCCCUUCUCUGUCGUCUCUUCUCAUCUGCUUACUCCAAGUCCUCCGCUUCCUCCUUCGGUCAGCUCCGAUCCUUCCUACGCAAUGCAUCUUCUCCCUGCAAGCGCAGAUCGCUCCAGGAGUUAGGGUUUGGUUCUCCAACCCUUAUCGCACCGCUGUGAAACCCUAGGACCGUUGUCACUUGUCGCCUCCGAUCCCCCUUUGAAGGCUCGAGUAACCUUUUUGGGACGCGGAAACUGGUUUUGUUGCGCUCUUCUUCUUAGGUGCCGGGGCGGAUUCCGAUCCGCCCUUCGGGAUCGAAACCAGCUCGGUCGGUUCCAUGGAGGCUGUUGCGGGUCUUAACAGAGCCAUUCCAGCGUCCUCCUCCCAUUCUUCAAGGAAGGAGUGGCGCGCUAUGCCGGACGUCCCCUAUCGAAGCAAUGGAGGCGAGAGCUGGAGCAUGUUGAUACUGCCCAAUCAGCCGAGAGAACAAUACAUGAGGAAUCACCAUCUGAGUGCAACACGGGCUGGAAAGGUGCAGGUUGGUGUAGGGACGUACGAUGCAGGCUUCUGUUCAAUUACAAUUGAUAAUGGCAGUCGAAUGAACGAUGAUAUGUUGCAGCGGAAGUUGCAAGAGAUCACAAGUCUGAGAGAACAGCUUCAGCAGAUGGAGAUUGAACUAGCUAGGACAAUUGCUAGGUCUGAGAUGAUGGAAUUGCAGAAUAGUUUUGAAAUUAAGCUUAAGGAGCAGAUUGAUAGCAAUAACAACCUGAAGGAGCAAGUUCAUGAAAGGGAACCACACAUACUUGAACUCGAGAGGAAAGUCGAAGAGAAAGACAGGGAGCUACAAACUAUGAAAAUUGACAGUGAAGCUGCAUGGGCUAAAGAGGACCUUCUUCGGGAGCAAAAUAAAGAAUUAGCCAGCUUCAGAAGGGAGCUUGAUAACACUGAAUCAGAAAGAGCACAGCAUCUUAACCAAAUUUGCGAUCUCCAAGAACACAUUCAAGGGAAAGACAGUCAAAUUCUUGCAUUGCAGGAUCAGAAUCAACUUGCACAAGAAACAAUUCAUUUUAAGGAUGAACAAUUGAGGGAGGCACACUCAUGGAUUUCACGUGUUCAAGAAAUGGAUGCUUUGCAUACCUCCACUAACCAGUCAUUGCAAGCUGAGCUAUGACAGCGCACUGAGCAGUUUAACCAAUGCUGGAUCGGUAUCCAACGACAGUUUGUUGAAAUGGAUCGCCAUCAUAUGCAAGUCAUACAACAAUUUCAACUGGAGUUGUCUGAGGCAAGGGAAAGUGCUGGAAAAUACAAAGAUAACCAACAAGUUAAUCCUGCAAACUCCAUGGAUUCAUCUUCUUAUAAUGCAAACCAGAUUAAUGUAAAAGAUGACAUCAAAUCAAAUGCUCUGUUGGGGUUCACAUCUGAUGCAAGUGUAGAUGGAACUACAGCGUAUAUUUCAACUCCAAAUACUUCUUCUAAGGAAAUUGAAGUUGGACCAGCUUAACCAAUGCCUGAUUAUGUUGAGUAUCAAGUUGAGAAAUGCUGCAUUAACUUCACCUAAAGUUGAUUUCUGGCAGGAGCCGGAAACCAUGAUGAGACCCUCAAUUAUUAAGAGUUCUUCAUAAGGGAAGCCAUGAUGAGGCCCUCAAUAAUUAAGGGCUCCAUCAGCAAAUAGUAAUAUUACAGCUUCUGUCAACAAUCAACAGAUGGCCGGUUAAUGAUUUUCAGCAAUUGGCAUACUAUAGCAAUCUCCAGAUUAUUUCUAGCUGACUGCAAAUUGUGGGUAGAACCUACUUUGGAAGAUUUUGACAUGAUUAGAGGAGUGUGGUUUAUUGGAGGUGUGCCUUUAAGAAUCUUCAAAUGGACGCCAUAUUUUUCAUAUACUGCUGAAUCUUCUGUAGUUCCAGUGUGGAUACGCUUUCCAGAUCUUCCAAUUCAUAUGUUCAGCAAGGUUACACUUUUUUCUGCUGCCAGCAUUAUAGGGAAGCCAAUUAAAAUUGAUGAAGCUACAGCAGACUGCUCGAGACUAUCUGUUGCAAGGGUGUGUGUGGAAAUUGAUCUUCUAAAACCAAAGAUCGAAGACUUCUGGAUUGGUAUAGGUGAGGAAAAGAGACUACAAAGAGUGGAAUUUGAGAAACAUCCAAGUUUCUGUGUUCAGUGUUUGCAUCUGGGCCAUUCGGUUGAGGAAUGUUAUGCAAGUGGAAGUAAUGCGAAAUCAGCUGGGUGGGGACCAGCAUUGGGACCUUAACCUGGUGGUGAGGAUCUAAGGGAGAAGUUAAACAAAAGGAACGAAGCUUUUACAGAAAAAGUGGAUUCUGAGUUCCCUAUUGAGGCACUGGAUGGUAAUGUUCAGAGGGUUGAAAAGCAAGUUUGGAUACAAAAGAAAGGUGUUUCAAAAGAACAAGCUACUAAGUCUAAGUUUGUUAAAGCUCAAGGAAAUGGUUUUUUAUUGUUUGGCUGAUUUGGAGGAGGAAAAAGAAGGAAGUGCUGAGAAGGUGGUUGAGCAAGUAGUGGCUGAUGUGGAUUCUGGAAGAAGAGGGGACAUGGGUGAAUUAGAGGGGAAACAUGAAUUGGCAAAAAAAUUUUGGAAGUGGAGGAACAAGAGUUAGAUGAGCUAGAUGCUCAUUUGGUUGCUGAUUUAGAUCCGGUUCCUGCUGUUAAUCAGGUCAACGCAUUAAAAGCUGGAAUAAGGAGGGAUAAGGGUAAAAUUGUUGUUGGGUUUUCAGUAAAGGAGGCAUGUCAACAGGAUGUACAAGUCAAUCGAGGUAGUUCUUUAGUUCAAAAUCAGAAGGUGUCAAUUCUGAAGGAGACUACAGGUCCUAAAUUGGCUGCACAGGUUUUAUAUGGAAAGGGCCAGAUUGUUAUAAAUCCAGGGCAGAAGGUUUCAGCAGGGGGAUGUGUGGUUGCUUUACAGACUCAAGCUAGUCCAACUGGUUUGGCAGGUAUACAGGAAAUGGAUGAUAAUUCUAUUUUCAGGACUGAAGCUUAUAAUGCUGCUGUUGGUUCUGGGAUUUCUGAUAUGGCUGGGGUGAAUUUGAAGGAUGAAGUUGGUAGGAAUGAUAUUUCUAAGUCGUCUGAGGAUGAGGAUGAUUCUGAUUAUGGAGAGGUAGUGGAUUCUCAGAGGUCUUCAUCCUUCUGGCUGGCUUCUAAUGUGAAAGACCCUCUUUGGAAAACAUCUACAAUGUACGUACCACCUGGAGUUAGCCGAAUGAUUACUAGAAGUAAGGUCCAGGUACCUAAAGCUCCGUCUUCCUCUAAUUCUUAAAUGUCUGGCUUAAUAUGGAAUAUAAGGGGGAUAGGGAAUAAUGCUUCUCUUAGGAGAUUAAUUUACUUGAAGAAGGUUCAUCAUAUUAAUUUUAUGGGAAUUUUGGAACCAUUUAUUCCACUUGAUGCUAAUUUCAUUACUAAAAGAUUGGGUUUCGAUGGGGCUAUUUCUAAUUGUUCUGGUAAGAUUUGGUUUUUGUAUGAUUUUUCAAUAAUCUGUACUGUGCUGAUGGAUAAUGAACAGUUUUUGCAUCUUAGAAUUUGCUCGCCUAAUUUUCCUAUAUCUAUAUUGGUAACUGUGGUAUAUGCGAAGUGUGAUAGAGCUGAAAGGAGAAAAUUAUGGGAUGAUGUUUUGGCUGUUAAACCGAAUAUGGAUGAGUUUUGGCUAGUGGUGGAGAUUUUAAUGUAAUAUCAGAUAUUAUUGAGCAUUCGGCAGGGUCUCUUGCUAAGCCUGGCGUCACAAGUGAAUUUAAUAAUUUUAGUAUGUUAGCUGGACUUCUAGAUGCUGGAUUUGUGGGUGAUAGAUUCACGUGGACAAAUGGCAAAGUUUGGAAGAGGUUGGAUAGGGUUUUGGUUUCAACAUAUUGGGGAGAACAAAAACAUAUGGUAAGGGUGGAACAUUUGAGUAGGGCAGCUUCAGAUCACUGCCCUUUGUAUAUCUCUUUCCCUAGCUUUACUAUGCCAAGGGCCUCAUUCAGGUUUCAAAAAAUGUGGAUUAAACACCAUAAUUUUCCUCUUACAGUACGAUUGAAUUGGAUGUUACCGUGUUCAGGUUUUGGACUUCAGACAUUUCAAUUCAAGCUUAAAAGGUUGAAGACACAUUUGAAAUGGUGGAAUGAGGAGGUAUUUGGUAAUAUUUUUGAGAAUGUAAAGAAGGCUGAAGAGAAUUUUGAGUUGGCAGAAAAGGCUUUUGAUCGCUCUCCAACGAUAGAGAAUAAAAUGUAUAUGGCUAAAUGUCAAGCUUCUUUGUUUCAUAUAUUAGAUAUGGAAGAAAUGUUUUGGAAACAAAAAGCGGCGGUGAAAUGGUUCGGAGAAGGUGAAAGGAAUACUAAAUUCUUUCAUAAUUUGGUACAGAAAAGGAGGAUGACAAGCCAAAUAUUCAGGAUUUGGGAUGAAGGAGUUUGUUUGGAGGAUAAUAAUCUUAUCCAGAUUUCUGGAGUUCAUUUUUUUGAAGAUCUAUUAACAGGGGAGGACUUCGAGUGUGAUUCUGUAGGUAUGGACGUCAUACCAUAGUUAGUGAGUUUGGAAGAGAAUCAAGCCUUGCCAGUAUUACCAUCUAUUGAGGAGCUGAAACGUGUGGUAUGGGAGAUUAGUGAAGACAGCGCAGCUGGACCGGAUGGUUUUUCUGCAGCUUUCUAUGUGGCUGGGAAAUUAUAAAGGAGGAUCUGUACCAAGCUAUUUUAGAAUUUUUUUCAAGGGGGUUCUAUCCCUAAAGGCAUGGCAGCAACGACAAUAGUGCUUAUUCCUAAAGUUGACAAUGUGCAGUGUUGGCAAGAAUUUAGACCAAUUAGUUUAUGUAAUGUUUCUAAUAAAAUUGUAUCUAAAUUGUUGGCAAACAGGCUGAGCUUGAUGUUGGAUAAAAUUAUAUCUCCAUCACAGAGUGGUUUUGUGGCUGGAAGAUUAAUUUAUGAUAAUAUUUUGUUAGCACAAGAAUUCAAUCAUAAGUUGAACUAUCAUAUUAGAGGAGGAAACUUAAUUUUGAAAUUGGAUAUGGCUAAGGCAUAUGAUAGAACCCAAUGGAGUUUUUUGUUUAGAGUUAUGGUUGCUUUUGGUUUUUCUGACAAGGUUAUUGAUAUGAUCAAGAGAUGUAUCAGUGAUUGCUGGUUUUCGGUGAGAAUUAAUGGACAGUUGUCUGGUUUCUUUCAUUCAAAAAGAGGGUUAAGACAAAGUGAUCCUAUAUCUCCUUUACUUUUUAUUAUAAUGGCGGAAUUUCUAUCACGAGGUUUGGAUGGCUUAUUUGUUAAAUAUCCUCAAAUGUUUUUUGAAUCUGGAUGUACUAUGAGGAUUUCUCAUUUGGCUUAUGCGGAUGAUGUGAUAAUUUUGAUGAAUGACUCGAUAAAUUGUGUUAAAAGGAUUUGAAAGUUUUUGGAUUUUUACAUGGCUUCUUCGGGUCAAUCUAUAAAUGUUGCCAAGAGUUCUUUCUAUCCUUCAAAAUCGAUUUCUACUGAUAGAAGGGGUCAGAUUGCAAGUAUUACAAGUUUUAAGGAAGGUACUGCUCCGAUCAUGUACUUGGCUGUGCCAAUAUUCUCCGGCAAUUGAAAGGCAAUUUAUUUUCAGCCUCUUUUAGAAAAAGUGAGGGCAAGGUUGCUUGGUUGGAACCUCUCUAGGCUUUUUCACGGAGGUCAGCUCAUGCUUAUUCAAAGUGUUUUGUGUUCAGUGCCUCUUUAUUUAAUGCAGGUAUUGCUCCCUCCUUUAUCCAUUCUUCAUUAGUUAGAAAUGAUAAUUGCUAAUUUCUUUUGGGGCCCUUUGGGCUCCAACAAGAAGCCACAUUGGAUUAGUUGGGAUGAUAUUUGUAAACCAAGAUUGGAAGGUGGAUUGGGGAUACGAAGGCUCUCGGAUGUUGCUAUGGCGUUUACAUUGAAAUUUUGGUUUCGAUUUAGGGAGCAAAUAUCUUUUUGGGCAAUUUUUAUGUCUAAGUUGUAUUAUGGUGGUGCUUCUCCAUGUGUGGUUCCUUUAAAAAGAAAUGCUUCCCCAUGUUGGCGUCGGCUUGUGAAGUUACGGAAUUAUGGAGAAAAUAAUAUAGGUUGGAUUAUUGGAAAUGGAGAAAUUAAUUUCUGGUAUGAUAAUUGGUUGGAUAGUGGUCCUCUCUACCUUUUGUGCCCAAUUUUUGGCAAGAAUUGUUGAUUUUAUUGAUAAUUUGGGCUGCAAUGUAAAUGAGCUUCAAAGUUGUGUGCCGGAACAGAUAGUUGAUGAAGUUAAGGAGGUUGCUCUGCCGGGGGGAAUUUCUGGUGAGGCAGGAAAUGUGGAAGAGGUUGUUCAAAAUGGUGCUAGGGACUGUAUAGUAUGAAAGCCAUCUUUGGAUGGAAAGUCUACUUUGAAAUCUGCUUGGAAGGGUUCCUAGAAAGACCAGCAACAGGUUGGAGUUGGGCAACAACAAAGUUGUUUGGAGAACAGUAUGGAGUAAGCUUAUUUUCCCAAAUAUCUCUGUUUUUGUUUGGCGUUUUCUAAGGAAACGGUUACCUGUGGAUGAAGUGCUGCAAAGGAGGGGAGUUUACCUAGCUUCAAAAUGUUAUUGUUGUGAUUCUGUGGAGUCUUGGGAUCAUUUGUUUUAUCAUAGAGCGAUUGCAUUAGAAGUGUGGAGGUAUUUUGCUCAAUUGUUUGGUGUUGAUAGGUUUUUGGUUUUUGAAAAUUGGAGAAGAGGUCGGUCUUGGUCCUAUGGUGGUCAUAUUAGGGAGGUUAUCCCAUUCUUGAUUAUUUGGUUUUUAUGGUGUGCACGAAAUGAUGCUAAGCAUCGUGGGAUAAGAAUAGUAGCUAAAAAGAUCAUUUGGAAUGUUUCCAGUAUAUUAUUUUUGGUAUAGCUGCGGGGAUCAUUAAACCAGGGCAUUGGAAGGGCUUAAUUAUGGCGGCUCAAAAUUUGGGGUUGCUGGUGAAACGAAGAACUGUUAAUACCAUUUCAGUGGUGACGUGGAAGAAACCAAAGGUUGGUUCAAGUUGAAUACGGAUGGAUGCUCGAAGGGGAAUCCAGGUCUAUCUUCUUUCAGAGUUAUCAUAAGAGAUCAUAGUGGCAAUGUUAUGAUGAUAAAGUAUGGACUAAUUGGAGGGGAUCGAAUGUUAGGGCAGAAUUGAUGACAAUCCUUAAAGGCUUGGAAUUAUGUGUAGAAAAACAGUUCUUCCCGAUUUGGCUAGAGUCUGAUUCUUUGAUAACUUUGAAAAUUUUAUUGGCUUCUUAUUUUUCAUGGGAAUGGUGUAAUCUGAUACGAAAAAUCAAAUGUAUUAUUUGCAGGUAUAGGUAUGGUUUUCUCAUGUGUAUAGAGAGGCCAAUGCAGCAGCUGAUCAUAUUGCUAACCAAGCGUUUAUUCACUUGUGGAUGAUGGAUUGGAUGCUCCUCUUGAUUUGUAUACAGAUAGAAUAUGUUAUAAUCAUGAGAUUGAUAAGGAGCUUUGUGGAAUUUGCAAUUUGGAUAAGAGUGGCCUUCCAUAUAUUCGGUUUUCUUCAAAACCAGGUUAGAAUGAAGAUUGGAAAAUAGAACUAUGGCUGUAAAGAGCAGAAUUCUUGAAUGGAUUCGAUGGUGUUCUUGUGUAUUUCAAUUUGCAAGUUUUCAAAAGAGGUUAAGUGGUCUAUGGGAGGUUUGUGAGAGAUGAACGAUGUAUUUAUUCCAAGGCUGUUGUGUAUAGAAUAUAAAAGAUAGAUGUGGGUCGCAAAGUAGAUAUGCUGGGCAAGUCUUUCUGUGAGUUGGAAUGUGCAAGAUUUGGAGGAAUUAUUAUGAUUGGCUGUGGAAUUCUUAGUGUUCCUUAUUACUGAGGGAGUAGUAUUUCGUCUCCUUAUUGAUAUUAUCUUGUGUUAUUGACUUUCAGGAAUUUUAUGAUGGAGGUUUUAAUUGCAGAAAUGUUAAGCUGUGAAUGUUUGCUAGAGUGGUAAACUGUUGUUAUUCGGUCUUUUUUGCAAGUGAGUUGGAGCUGCUCUCUUUAAAUUGAUGUAUUUGGUGCAAUCGCCGCUACGGGUGGCUGCUAUUUGUUGAUGCGCGUGAAGGAAAAUUGAGAUUUUGAUGGGCUGAUGUUGCUGUUGAAUUUCUCAGUUGCUGUAUUAUUUGAAGUGCUCUAUCUUGUGAAUAUUAGGAUAUGUAGCUGGCUUUACUAUGGUUAUUUUGAUGCUAAGUUCGGUGGUGAUGGAGGUUUUAAUUGCAGAAAUGUUAAGCUGUGAAUGUUUGCUAGAGUGGUAAACUGUUGUUUUUCGGUGCAAGUGAGUUGGAGCUGCUCUCUUAAAAUUGAUAUAUUUGGUGCAAUCGCCGCUACGGAUGGCUGCUAUUUGUUGAUGCGAGAUCACGUGAAGGAAAACUGAGAUUUUGAUGGGCUGAUGUUGCUGUUGAAUUUCUCAGUUUUCCUGUUGGGCGUUGUUUUUUUCAAAUGGAAAGUUGGUUGAAAUUGGUUGGCUGUGAUAAUGUUGGGAUUUAUUCUGUUUAUUAUGUGAUGCCAAUGAGUAGUACUGAAAAUUUUCAAUUACUAUAGAGAUCAAUGUAAGUGGUUGGAGUCGGUGUAAAUAAACUAUACUUGAAGGUCAGGUUGGGCCCCCCUUCUAGUA